Pteropus alecto (black flying fox) is the source of this 1668-nucleotide messenger RNA. It is a transcript of the gene CALCR, whose product is annotated as calcitonin receptor. The record is from RefSeq and is a predicted model, not a curated record. Gene Ontology annotation, molecular function: amylin receptor activity; calcitonin receptor activity. Gene Ontology annotation, cellular component: plasma membrane; axon. NCBI's taxonomy places the organism in Eukaryota, Metazoa, Chordata, Mammalia, Chiroptera, Pteropodidae. Gene Ontology annotation, biological process: adenylate cyclase-activating G protein-coupled receptor signaling pathway; positive regulation of cytosolic calcium ion concentration; cell surface receptor signaling pathway. The transcript has 12 exons. The coding region runs from base 8 to 1456 and encodes 482 amino acids.
AACAAAAAUGAAGUUCACCCUUACUCGCUGGUGCUUCGUACUGUUCAUCUUUCUAAAUCACCCAACCCCGGUUCUUCCUACCUCUUCAAAUAACACCUAUUCUCCAGCACUAGAGUCCGAGCCAUUCCUGUACGUCAUAGGACGAAGGAAAAUGAUGGAUGCAGAGAACAAAUGCUACCGCCGAAUGCAACAGUUACCCCCAUUCCAAGGAGAAGGUCCAUACUGCAACCGCACCUGGGAUGGAUGGCUGUGCUGGGAUGACACACCGGCUGGAGUAGUCACCCAGCAGCACUGCCCAGAUUAUUUUCCCGACUUUGAUCCAACAGAAAAGGCUACAAGAUACUGUGAUGAAAAUGGGGAUUGGUAUAAACAUCCGGAGUACAAUAAAACCUGGUCUAACUAUAGUAUGUGCAACGCUUUCACUCCUGAGAAACUGAAGAAUGCAUAUGUUCUGUACUACUUGGCUAUUGUGGGCCAUUCUGUUUCGAUUGCCACCUUGGUGAUUUCACUGGGGAUUUUCAUGUAUUUCAAAAGCCUUGGCUGCCAAAGGGUAACUCUGCAUAAGCACAUGUUUCUGACUUAUAUUCUGAAUUCUAUGAUUAUCAUCAUCCACCUGGUUGAAGUGGUACCCAAUGGAGAGCUUGUGAGACAGGAUCCGGUGAGCUGCAAGAUUUUGCAUUUUUUUCACCAGUACAUGAUGGCGUGCAAUUACUUCUGGAUGCUCUGUGAAGGGAUCUAUCUUCACACACUCAUCGUGGUGGCUGUGUUCGCUGAGAAACAACACAUGCGGUGGUAUUAUCUCCUGGGCUGGGGGUUCCCAUUGGUGCCAACCACUAUCCAUGCUGUUACUAGGGCGCUGUACUUCAACGACAACUGCUGGCUGAGUGUGGAAACCUAUUUGCUUUACAUCAUCCACGGCCCUGUCAUGGCAGCAUUAGUGGUCAACUUCUUCUUUCUACUCAACAUCGUCCGUGUGCUCGUGAAGAAAAUGAGGGAAACCCAGGAGGUCGAUUCGCACAUGUACCUGAAGGCAGUGAGGGCCACUCUGAUCCUGGUGCCCCUGCUGGGAAUCCAGUUUGUCGUCUUUCCCUGGAGACCAUCCAACAAGGUGCUUGGGAAAAUCUAUGACUACCUGAUGCACUCUCUGAUUCAUUUCCAGGGAUUUUUUGUUGCAGUGAUUUACUGCUUCUACAACAGCGAGGUCCAAACCGCUGUGAAGCGUCAAUGGAUCCAAUUUAAAAUCCAAUGGGACCAGCGCCGGGGGGGCCGCAACCACAGGCGCCCCCAUUUCCACGCUGCAGCUGCAGCUGCAGCCGCCGCGGAGGCUGAGGCUGGCGAUAUCCCUGUCUACAUCUGCCAUCAGGAGCCGAGGAACAACGAACCCGCCAUCAACCUGGGCGAGGAGGGUGCUGAAGACAUCCCUAUGGAAAUCAUUGAGCAGGAGUCAUGCGCUUAAAUGUGAAACAAAUAUAGCAUUGUGAUUACUGAGCCUUCAUGCCCUGGGAGAAAGACCAACCAUGCGUUUAAAGUGAUCCCCAUCCUCCCAGGAGCCAAAUAUCAUUUGUGAAGAAUUAUUAAGUGAUUUUUUCCAUAGUGAAUCUGAAGAAAGUUCUUCUUGGUACUAUUGCUAUGGGAGACAGUCUAAGGAAUGGAAUCUCCCAAUGCAAC